ACCGGCAUGACAACAACUGGUGCACCUACAACAACUGGUGUGACAACAACUGGUGCACCUACAACAACUGGUGUGACAACAACAGGAGCACCUACAACAACCGGCAUGACAACAACUGGUGCACCUACAACAACUGGUGUGACAACAACGGGUGCACCUACAACAACCGGUGUGACAACAACGGGAGCACCUACAACAACCGGCAUGACAACAACUGGUACACCUACAACAACUGGUGUGACAACAACGGGUGCACCUACAACAACCGGUGUGACAACAACGGGAGCACCUACAACAACCGGCAUGACAACAACUGGUGCACCUACAACAACUGGUGUGACAACAACGGGUGCACCUACAACAACUGGUGUGACAACAACGGGAGCACCUACAACAACCGGCGUGACAACAACUGGUGCACCUACAACAACUGGUGUGACAACAACUGGUGCACCUACAACAACUGGUGUGACAACAACAGGAACACCUACAACAACUGGUGUGACAACAACUGGUCCACCUACAACAACCGGCGUGACAACAACUGGUGCACCUACAACAACCGGUGUGACAACAACUGGUGCACCUACAACAACUGGUGUGACAACAACUGGUGCACCUACAACAACUGGUGCACCCAGUACUACUACUACUCCAGCUCCCCCGCCAGUUGUGGUUAUUGCAGCAACCUUGCAAGUAACAUUCAGACCAGAACUUGCUGAUAAAACCACCCCAGAAUUUAAGCAGCUUGAGGCUGAAGUUGUAGCAGUGUACGAUGUCAUCUACAGGACCCAAUAUGGCAUCCUUUUCAUCCGCAGUUUUGUCAUAGAAUUUAGAUCGGCUGCGGGCCGAGCACGAGUGGAUAAUACUGAAGCAGAGAUGGGGAUUGAGUUCAAUGAAACUGCUUCAGUCGAAGAAAUCCCAACGGCUGAUAAUGUUAAAGAAACCUUAGUAGAGGCUGUCUCUAACCCCAAUUCUACCUUCAACCUCACUAUUGAUGCCGACUCAGUCCAAGUCAUUGUAAGAACAACUGCAGCCCCCACGACGGCAGCCCCCACGACGGCAGCCCCCACGACGGCAGCCCCCACGACUGCAGCCCCCACUACGGCAGCCCCCACGACGGCAGUCGCCACGACUGCAGCCCUCAUGACAACUGCUGCUAAUAUAGAGGCAGUUACAACAACGCGGUUGACUUUCAGAUCUGUUGGAGAGACAUUUACAAGUGACCUAGGGAAUUCAUCAUCUGCAGCAUUUACAAGUCGAGCCACACUAAUAACGUCGACACUUGUACCUUUCUACCAAACAGAAUUUUCUUCAUUCCGUUCUUUGACGGUGAUUUCAUUCAGGAAUGGAUCAAUCAUCAAUGACCUGGACCUUGGAUUUGCAUCCUCAAAUGUUCCUAAUAGCACUCAGAUUGGAAAUGUUUUGGUUGGUGCAGCUUCAAACAUCACAGCCUUCAACAUUGACACCACCUCCAUUUCUGUGGAUGGCACACAGGUUUCAAGUGGAGUAAGCCACAAAAUCAGUCUCAUCACUGCAUCCAUCCUUGUGCUGCUGUCAUGGCUACUGACAGGCCAGUAAUGGUGCAGGAGUCAUGUCCAUGUGGAAUACCAUUAGAUAAAGAUUUCUAUUACUAUGAUAUGAAAAUGGACUUUGUUCACCUUAAAAACUCAAGAGGACUCUUAUAUGGCAUGAAAAAACUCCAGAUAUUGAAUUCAAUGUUGGGAUGACCACACACAUUGAUAGUAAAGGUCAACUGCAACAGCAUAUUUAUUCAACCAUGAUAGCAUAGACCAUUACUUGAAGUUUUCCUAUUUCUCUUUUUGACCACCCAGAAAGCCUAUCCAUGAGGGAGACAACUUUAAGCAUCUGGCUCACUGAAACAAAAGUAAUUAAUGGCUUUAAAAUGAGAGUAAUAACAACUGGAACCUUAUUCAACCAUAAUUUUAACUUAGUGUGCAAUAAUAAUAUGAUUUAGAACCAGUAUCAUUUAAACUGAUCACGAUGUCAUGUAAUCCAGUCACUGUAUGUAUUUAUAUUAUCUAACUAAUGUGUAUUUUGUGAGUUUAUCUGUAUUUUUUAUACAACUUGAGUAAAAAGUACAAUCUUCUUGAUGAUCAGAAUACAAAUAGUAUAUUGCUAAGUUUUUACCAUCUAAAGCAGAUUAAAAAAUGUAUCACA
Epinephelus moara (kelp grouper) is the source of this 2181-nucleotide messenger RNA. RefSeq names its product mucin-2-like. NCBI's taxonomy places the organism in Eukaryota, Metazoa, Chordata, Actinopteri, Perciformes, Serranidae. The coding region runs from base 7 to 1581 and encodes 524 amino acids. The record is from RefSeq and is a predicted model, not a curated record. The transcript has 7 exons.